Sinocyclocheilus grahami is the source of this 1629-nucleotide messenger RNA. Its product is annotated as tubulin beta chain-like. Gene Ontology annotation, biological process: microtubule-based process. The record is from RefSeq and is a predicted model, not a curated record. Gene Ontology annotation, molecular function: structural constituent of cytoskeleton; GTP binding; GTPase activity. The coding region runs from base 102 to 1436 and encodes 444 amino acids. The transcript has 4 exons. Gene Ontology annotation, cellular component: microtubule. NCBI's taxonomy places the organism in Eukaryota, Metazoa, Chordata, Actinopteri, Cypriniformes, Cyprinidae.
GACGGGAGAGCGCGCUAGUCUCGGCGAGACAGUCUUCCGGAGAGGGUGUGAUAACGAGCCGUUUCCUCGCUUUGAAGUCGCUCGAGACAUCUGAAGUCAGCAUGCGCGAGAUUGUGCACCUGCAGGCGGGCCAGUGCGGGAAUCAGAUCGGAGCGAAGUUCUGGGAGGUGAUCAGUGAUGAACACGGUAUUGACCCCACUGGCAGCUACCAUGGAGACAGUGACCUGCAGCUGGAUCGCAUCAGCGUUUACUACAACGAAGCCUCUGGGGGAAAGUAUGUCCCUCGUGCCAUCCUUGUGGAUCUAGAGCCAGGAACCAUGGACUCUGUCCGCUCUGGUCCUUUUGGGCAGAUAUUCAGACCUGACAACUUUGUUUUUGGGCAGAGUGGAGCUGGAAAUAACUGGGCUAAGGGUCACUACACAGAAGGUGCUGAACUGGUGGACUCGGUGAUGGACGUGGUCCGCAAGGAAGCCGAGAGCUGUGACUGUCUGCAGGGAUUUCAGCUCACGCAUUCACUGGGAGGAGGAACAGGUUCCGGCAUGGGAACGCUCCUCAUUAGCAAGAUCCGCGAGGAGUAUCCCGACCGCAUCAUGAACACCUUCAGCGUGGUGCCAUCUCCCAAAGUGUCGGACACGGUGGUGGAGCCCUACAACGCCACGUUGUCCGUUCAUCAGCUGGUGGAGAACACGGAUGAGACCUACUGCAUUGACAACGAGGCCCUGUACGACAUCUGCUUCCGCACUCUCAAACUCACCACGCCCACGUAUGGUGACCUCAACCAUCUCGUCUCGGCCACCAUGAGCGGCGUCACCACCUGCCUGAGGUUCCCCGGACAGCUGAACGCCGAUCUUCGCAAACUGGCAGUCAACAUGGUGCCCUUCCCUCGUUUGCACUUCUUCAUGCCUGGCUUCGCUCCUCUCACCAGCAGGGGGAGUCAGCAGUAUCGCGCGCUCUCCGUCCCAGAGCUCACCCAGCAGAUGUUCGACGCUAAGAACAUGAUGGCUGCAUGCGACCCGCGCCAUGGCCGCUACCUGACUGUGGCCGCCAUUUUCCGCGGCCGCAUGUCAAUGAAGGAGGUGGACGAACAGAUGCUGAAUGUCCAGAACAAGAACAGCAGCUACUUCGUGGAGUGGAUCCCCAACAACGUCAAGACCGCCGUCUGCGACAUUCCACCUCGUGGUCUCAAAAUGUCUGCGACAUUCAUCGGCAACAGCACUGCCAUCCAGGAGCUUUUCAAACGCAUUUCGGAGCAAUUCACCGCCAUGUUUCGCCGCAAGGCCUUCCUGCACUGGUACACCGGCGAGGGCAUGGAUGAGAUGGAGUUCACCGAGGCUGAGAGCAACAUGAACGACCUGGUGUCCGAGUACCAGCAGUACCAGGACGCCACCGCAGAGGAGGGAGAAUUCGAGGAGGAGGGUGAAGAGGAGGCCACCUGAUCACCAUCUCUUCCACCUUAACUUCCUCCAUUUUUUGAUUCAUAUGCCACAUCAUCUCAGCCUCCUCUCAGUCCAGUGCUGUUCAUUCAAAGUCCAUUCAAAUGCUUGUGUGAUUCUCAUUUUAGCUUGUUUCUCAUUGUGUUAAAAUCACCAUGUAUUCACUAAAUAAAGACAUGACAAACCUAAAAAAAAA